Molecule: messenger RNA, 792 nt
Organism: Microthlaspi erraticum
Lineage: Eukaryota; Viridiplantae; Streptophyta; Magnoliopsida; Brassicales; Brassicaceae
Source: the annotation of a GenBank genome assembly
AUGCCAAAGUCGAACUCUUUGCAAAUCUGUCUUGUCAAGACAGGACCAACAACCCCGAUGAUCACGACCUUAGAACUGCGGCCACUAGGAAAUGAUACGUACACAACUCAAACGGGUACAUUGAAACUCCUGGACCGGCAUUAUUAUGCUAGCGAAAGUGAUAUAUUUGGUAUUCGGUAUCCAGAUGACGUCUAUGAUCGUAAAUGGGAUUUAGUUUUUCCGUCUAAUGAAAUAUGGAUAAACACCACUGCGAAUGUAAAUCAGUCUAGACCCUUUGAAUUACCACAAGCUGUGAUGAAAAGAGCUAUUACGCCCAAAAAGGCUACCGAGCCAUUGACUUUACUUUUCUUGUCUGAUGAAAACCCUAGUGACAAAUUUUACGUGUACUUUCACUUUGCUGAAAUCCAAGCCCUACGAGCCAACGACAGUAGAGAGUUUGACAUCGUAUGGGAAGAUACUACUUUUCUCCCACCUUAUAGUCCUAAGAGGUUCCAAUCAGAUACCUUAUUCAACAAAUUGCCAAAGGAACAAGGCACGGUGAAGCUAGUGAGAACUAAAGGGUCAACCCUACCACCACUGAUCAGUGCUAUUGAAGCUUUCAAGGUUAUGGAUUUACCAUAUUCAGAAACAAAUACGGAUGAUGUCGUAUCUAUGAAGAAUAUCGAAGCCGCUUAUGCAUUGAACUUCAUCAGCUGGCAAGGAGAUCCUUGCCUCCCUCGGCAGUAUAAGUGGGAUUAUAUAGAAUGCAGCUAUACCAGUAUUUCUACUCCUCCAAGAAUCAUUUCUCUGUAA